AUGGUUCUCAUCAUUAAAUUACUUCUGCUCACUAGUCUGUGGCCUGGAGCUGUGCUCAACGGGUUUCAUUCUCAAAAACAUCAUCACCAUCAUCAUCAUGAUAAGGAAGAGAUUCACCCAGUGCCCAUGACGGACAGUCGGAAAAACCCCAGUAAAAUGAGGAAAAUCGAUAGCACCAAAGUACGUCAGUUGAAAUCUGAACAACUUUUGCGGAUAGAAGACCACGACUUUGCCAUGAGACCUGGAUUUGGAGGUUCAGCGAUUCCUGUUGGCAUUGAUGUGCAGGUAGAAAGUAUAGACAGCAUUUCAGAGGUUGACAUGGAUUUCACAAUGACUUUAUACCUCAGGCAUUACUGGAAAGAUGAGAGACUCUCAUUUCAAAGUACCAACAACAGAAGUAUGACAUUUGAUGGAAGACUCAUAAAAAAGAUCUGGGUUCCAGACGUGUUCUUUGUCCAUUCAAAAAGAUCAUUUAUACAUGAUACCACUAUGGAGAACAUCAUGCUGCGAGUGUACCCAGAUGGUAAUGUCUUAUUCAGUCUAAGGAUUACAGUUUCUGCAAUGUGCUUCAUGGAUUUCAGUAGAUUUCCUUUGGACACCCAGAACUGUUCAUUAGAACUGGAAAGUUAUGCAUACAAUGAGGAUGACCUGAUGCUGUACUGGAAACGAGGAAACGAGUCUCUUAAAACAGAUGAACACAUCUCACUGUCACAAUUCUUCAUCGAAGAGUUCAGUGCAUCUAGUGGACUUGCUUUAUACAGCAGCACAGGCUGGUACAAUCGACUUUUCAUCAACUUCAUCCUCAGACGGCACAUCUUUUUCUUCCUGCUCCAGUCUUACUUCCCGGCGAUGCUCAUGGUGAUGCUGUCAUGGGUCUCCUUUUGGAUUGAUAGGAGAGCUGUACCGGCCAGAGUAUCACUAGGGAUCACCACUGUGUUGACAAUGUCCACGAUAAUCACAGGAGUGAGUGCCUCAAUGCCCCAGGUGUCUUACAUUAAAGCUGUCGAUGUGUACUUGUGGAUCAGUUUCCUCUUCGUGUUCCUGUCUGUCAUUGAGUAUGCAGCUGUAAACUACCUGACCACCGUGGAAGAAAGAAAGCAGCUCAAAAGGAGAGGGAAGUCUUCAACCACACUAAACCUUGAGGCUGUGCAGGCGAUGGCCUUUGACGGCUGCUACCACGACAGCGAUGCUGACUUGAACUACUCCGUACACUCCGAGGAGAGCUCAUCCCGAGGACGCGCUGCCAGUGUCGCCACGCUGGAUGCCGCACGCAUCAAGAGGAAAAAAUCUGUGAAAGGGAAUAUGGGCAGGAUCAUCCUGGAGAAUAAUCACGCCAUUGACACGUAUUCCAGGAUUAUUUUCCCCACUGUCUAUAUUGUAUUUAACUUUUUCUACUGGGGUGUCUACUUAUGAA
Molecule: messenger RNA, 1414 nt
Organism: Spea bombifrons (plains spadefoot toad)
Lineage: Eukaryota; Metazoa; Chordata; Amphibia; Anura; Pelobatidae
Gene: GABRR3
Product: gamma-aminobutyric acid type A receptor subunit rho3
Exons: 9
Coding region: 1-1413 (470 amino acids)
Biological process (GO): signal transduction; nervous system process; monoatomic ion transmembrane transport
Cellular component (GO): membrane; synapse; neuron projection
Molecular function (GO): neurotransmitter receptor activity; GABA-A receptor activity; extracellular ligand-gated monoatomic ion channel activity
Source: RefSeq, a predicted model, not a curated record